Molecule: messenger RNA, 4279 nt
Organism: Bombus impatiens (common eastern bumble bee)
Lineage: Eukaryota; Metazoa; Arthropoda; Insecta; Hymenoptera; Apidae
Product: breast cancer type 2 susceptibility protein homolog
Exons: 13
Coding region: 270-4151 (1293 amino acids)
Biological process (GO): regulation of DNA-templated transcription; double-strand break repair via homologous recombination
Cellular component (GO): nucleus
Source: RefSeq, a predicted model, not a curated record
AAACCAAUAUGUUUCUUAAAUUUCUCAAAAUAAACGCAAGAAUCUUCAUCUUCUAUAAGGCCCAUACUUCUACAGAUGGCAUCCUUUGACAACUUGUGUUUAUCGCAAAAUUCGUCUUAAUACCUGGAAAAUGGUAAUUAUGAAAAAUGCUUAAAUAUCAUCAAUCAAAAUGUAAGAACGAAUGAUUUUCAGUGUUGACAUCGUUUUAAUAUCAAUCUAUUUAGUAAAUAUAUUUUCGUGCAGAUUUUAAAAGUUUAAUAUAUAUAAAUAUGCAUAAUAAAAGUGAUGGUUUCUCAUUUGGUUUUGCUACUGCCAGUGGUAAUUCAAUCCAUGUGUCUGAGAGAGCUUUAUCAAAAGCAAGAGAACUUUUUAAUAAUGAGUUUAAAGAAAGUGACAACUCUGAACAAAAAUUCAAAGCUGAAAAUGAAAUUAAUACAUUUAAUGCGCAAAUACCAGAUGUUGGAUUUCAAACUGCAAGUGGUCAACGCAUUAAUGUGACCAGUGAAGCACUAUCAAAAGCAAAAGAACUUUUUAAUAAUGAGCUUAAAGAAAGUGACAAUUCUGGACAAAAAUUCAAAGCUGAAAAUGAAAUUAAUACAUUUAAUGCGCAAAUACCAGAUGUUGGAUUUCAAACUGCAAGUGGUCAACGCAUUAAUGUGACCAGUGAAGCACUAUCAAAAGCAAAAGAACUUUUUAAUAAUGAGCUUAAAGAAAGUGACAACUCUGAACAAAAAUUCAAAGCUGAAAAUGAAAUUAAUACAUUUAAUGCGCGAAUACCAGAUAUUGGAUUUCAAACUGCAAGUGGUAAAUGCAUUAAUGUGACCAAUGAAGCACUAUCAAAAGCAAGAGAACUUUUUAAUAAUGAGCUUAAAGAAAGUGACAAUUCUGGACAAAAAUUCAAAGCUGAAAAUGAAAUUAAUACAUUUAAUGCGCAAAUACCAGAUGUUGGAUUUCAAACUGCAAGUGGUAAAUGCGUUAAUGUGACCAAUGAAGCACUAUCAAAAGCAAAAGCAAUGUUUCAAGAAGAAGUCUCCAAAGAUUUUGAAACUAUUCUUGCAUUACCUAAACCAUUGCAGAAGCGAAAAAUUAAAGAUGUAGAUGACAGUGUAUCUUUGAUCAACAAAGCAAAAUCUAGUCAGUUUAAGAAAUUACGAUUUAGUAAUGAGUUUCAAGUCUUAAAAUCUACUCAUAGAAACUCAUUGAAUAAUGAAGAAAAAGGAAAUCAAAACACAUCUUCAGUAUCUAUGCAAGUAACUUUAAAUUGUGAUGUUGAACUUAAAUUAAAAGAUAAUAUUAUGAUUAAUAUUACUGAAACAAGCAAGAAAAGUGAUGAAAUAAUAGAUAACUAUGUAAUUUCACAUGAAAUAGCUAGUGCAGUUGCACUUUUAGCUGAUGAAAAGGAUUUAGAUUUCACGGAGCAACAAAUAUCUCCUAAGGAAAUUGAAAAAAAUGAUGAAACUGUAAGUGUUCCAUCUAGCCCAGUAAUAGGAGGACAAUUUAUUCGUAAAAAGCGAAGGAGUACAGGUAGAAGAGAAACUACAAAUACCUCAAAAAAUAAAGUAGAUAAGUUGGCAUGUUUAUGUAAUAAAGCAGAUAAAUUUAUAGAUAAUGUAGAAAAGUUAAAUGAUGAUUAUGCAAGUCUGAACCAAUAUAUAAAUAAAAAAGAUAAUUGUUUAACAGAGAAGCAAGAUUUAACAGAUAAACAGGAUCAGUAUGACUCUGCAGUCGUUAAUGAUUUUGGUGACUCUCAAUUAAUGAUAGACUUUAUAAAUCAAUCUGUAACUGUAUUAGAGAAACGUUUAGAAGCUGCUUUAGAACAAGAAAAACAAAUUAGUAUGAAGCAAAAAAGUAAGCCUAAACCAACAAUCGGUAAAUUAUAUUUUCACAGAAAGAGUAAUACCAAUAAUCGUAUAUCAUGGAAAGAAAUUAGUAAGGGAGAAAAACCUAUUCUAUGUACAGAUGAAGAGCUUGUUAACAGAAAAUUACCACCUGAAAUUUUGGAUCUAAGAGCUGAUAAUGCGACAAUGUAUAAAUUUCAUUGUGCAGAUUUUUAUGGGCAAAAUAUUGUGCAAAAUAAUAUUGAUGGUAUAAAAUUGGAAGAUGGAGCUUGUUUAAUUUUGGAUGAAAAUGGUUAUGUAGGAAUAACAGAAAUUAAAAGAUCUUUUUUAGCAAGUCCAGGUGUAGAUCCUAACUUACUUCCCAUUGGUUGGGUAGAAAAUCAUUACAAAUGGAUUGUAUGGAAAUUAGCAUCAAUGGAUAGAAUAAAACUAGGUUAUAUCAUUCUACCAAGAGCUCUAACUCCUGCCAGGGUAAUGAUGGAAUUGAAAUAUCGUUAUGACAGGGAAAUUGAUAGAUCUCAAAGAUCGGCUUUAAGAAAAAUAUUAGAGAAAGAUGAUGUUGCAACCAAGAGAAUGGUUUUAUGUGUAUCUUCUAUUAAUAAAUGUGAUGAUUCUGAUAUCGAAAACAAAAAUCAAUUAAAAAUAUCAUCCCAAAAAUUGAUAUUAACAGAUGGAUGGUAUAGUAUUCAAGCUUCAAUUGAUCAGGCAAUGAUGAAACAUAUAAUAUCUGGCAAAAUAAAAGAGGGAACAAAAUUAUUAACAUAUGGAUCUGAAUUAUUAAAUUGUGAUCAAGGAUGCUCACCUUUGGAAAUUGCAGAGAAUGUAUGUUUAAAAUUACAUACAAAUUCAACAAGAAGAGCAAGAUGGGAUAUGAAGUUAGGGUAUACAGUACCAUCGGGACCAAUGUGCACUAAAUUAAAGACCAUUUAUCCAAAUGGUGGCUUAAUUGGGAAAAUUAAAGUUAUAGUUGCGAGGGUAUAUCCAAUGUUAUAUCAUGAGAAAACUUCAACAGGAGAAUCUAUUUUUCGAAAUGCUAGAUGCGAAGAAAAAGCUAGCAUUAUCUAUGAAAAGGAAUGUCGGUCAAUGAUAGAAGCAUUUUAUGCUAAAGCAGAGAAAUAUUUUCAUACUGGAAAAUGCAAAAGUAAUUUAAAUACAGACAGUAUCGAUUUAGCAGCAGUCGAAUGGAAUGAAGAUUGCGACAGAUUAUUUAAAGAGGAAUUUCGUUCGGAACAAGAGCUAGAGCAAUUAAAGAAUGAUUGUCUCAUGAAACAGGAGAAAUUUAGACAAAAAUUAGAGUCUCGAUUACAAGAAAACUUACCUCUACCGCGACAGGUUACACCUCUUUUAAAAAUUCGCGUAAUUGAGGAAGAAACAAAUGCUAUUCUUUCAGUUUGGUCUCCCAGCGAAGAAGUUAUAGAUAUUUUAAAAGAAGGAAAUUGUAUAUCACUUUGUAAUGUUAUGCCCUCGGCAAAAAGAGGUAAUGAGUUGCUAUUAACUGCAAAUCGAAAUGCAUCAUUUAUCCAAGUAAACAUUUCUGAUAAUAGUUUUCGUCUGAGAACAUAUACAGCAUUAUGUGAAAUAAGUAAGCCAACCUUCACUCCAGCUUAUGGAGAAUUUGAUACAGUAGGAAUUAUUGCUUCUAUUGGAAACGAACCCUAUGGUAUGAAAAAUUUUCAAGCUGUGUAUUUAGCAUAUCCACAUGCGGAUUCUGUGUCUUCAUAUUUAUCAAUACUCUUUUGGCAUGGGAUAUCUUCUUUUGGGUAUGCAGAAAUUUUGACUGUAGGAUCUCUUGUUGCCUGUGGCAAUUUAGAAUGGCGUCGAGCUACAUCAUGGAAUAUACCAGUGGCAUAUUGCACAGAACGAAGUAUUUUUACGCAUAAUCCUCGAGACAGUCACCUUCAGGAACCUUUAGAAAAUUUAAAACGUUUGAUAACGGAUAUUAGUACGUAUAUAGAUACCUGUGUGGUAGAAAUUUCGGAGAAAGUACAAAAGAAAUCAAUGAUGAGAAAUAAUUUCAACAGAGAUGUAUCAAAUGAAAAUAUUAAUGCUAAUAAGCAAUUUAAUGAUCAUGUAUAUCAGGAAUUCCACGGAAGGAGUUUAAUAAAUAAUCAACUAGCAAAAUCUGUUGCCAUACAAAAACGGCUUGAAAAAUUACAAUCUUAUGGUGAGCCAUCUAGUCUAUCCCCAAUUACACUUAAUAACAGCUCCAAGCGAGUAUCAUUGGAGUUUCAAUCUCCCAUACAAUCAAGAAGUGGAAAAUGUACAAAAGUUCACACAGCAUUACAUGCAAGACUUACACAAAAUCCUACAUGACAGUGCAUAUUUUACAAGUUCUUUUAUCUAAGUAUGUAUUAGCUGUUUAUAGUAUACUUGUAUAAUAUAUUGUUAAGAUCCCUUAUUAUACAGGUUAAAUACUUUAAUAUUUAUUAAAUAUAUAGUAA